Molecule: messenger RNA, 1419 nt
Organism: Trichomycterus rosablanca
Lineage: Eukaryota; Metazoa; Chordata; Actinopteri; Siluriformes; Trichomycteridae
Product: cyclin-O
Exons: 3
Coding region: 61-1023 (320 amino acids)
Biological process (GO): mitotic cell cycle phase transition; regulation of cyclin-dependent protein serine/threonine kinase activity
Cellular component (GO): nucleus; cyclin-dependent protein kinase holoenzyme complex; cytoplasm
Molecular function (GO): cyclin-dependent protein serine/threonine kinase regulator activity
Source: RefSeq, a predicted model, not a curated record
CUGCUACUGAGGGUCCGGGACCUAAUCCAGCAACACAGGGAACUUACAGCAGCCACAGCCAUGUCAGCAUUAAGUGACUCCGGUUUCGAAGAGGACAUCCAGAGUCCUUCUCCAUCCCAGCAGAACACACAGUGGGCAGAGGAUGCCAACGAGAGACUGGCAGCUGAGUGGCAGCACAGCGACUACCAGGAGAGCUGCUUCAUCAUCCAGAAAAACAGCGAGCAGCACUUCCAUGCUUCUCACUGUCUGGCUCGUCAACCACAGAUAACAGCAGAGGCACGCUGUAAACUGGUGAGCUGGCUUAUCGCUGUUUAUAAACAUUUCAAGCUCUCGUUCGAGUCCUGCUGCUUGGCCGUGAACAUCGUGGACCGUUUUCUGGUCACGACACCAGUGGCAGCAGAUUGCUUCCAGUUACUCGGUGUGACGGCUUUACUAAUUGCAACCAAACACGUUGAGGUUUGCUCACCACGUAUCAAGCACCUGCUCUCCCUCUGCUGUGAUUCUUUCUCUAAACAACAGCUCUGCAACCUCGAAUGCCUCGUUCUGCUCAGACUCAACUUCAGGCUGGCCGCCCCGACUCUGGCUUUCUUCCUCGAUUACUUCAUCAGUCGGGAGUUGUCCGGACCUGCGACCAGAACGGAAGCAGGAAACGACCGCAAGAGCCGGCAAGUCACAGAAGAGCAGCUCUGCAGUGCCAGAAGAUAUAAAUGCUUAGCCCGCAAGGUGUGUGAGCUGAGCCUGGCAGACUACGCUUUUAACAAGUAUCAGCCGUCUGUGAUCGUGCAGAGCGCCAUAAGUGUGGCGAAAGAUCUGCUAAGGAGACAUUUGAAAGAGUCCACGGUUAAAGACGCCAGCUUAGCCGAGAUGUUGGACUUCCUCCGUGUCGAAGAUGACAGUUCGUCAGGGUUCGAUAAUCAUUCUGCAAUUCAGCAAUGCACAGAGGAGCUUAAACUGCUGGUAUCUCUCAACCAGGAGUCAAUUCAGAACUUGAUAGCACUCUGUAACAGUACAAAACAUCAUUAACUGUGGACUGUUCUCAUCCUCUUGGUGCUGUUUUUCCUUAAUUAAUGAAAUACUGAAACUUUUGUAAAUAUAGCCUAGAAUCUGCUUUUUACAACCAAUGAAUGAUCUUUGAUUCAUGUUGUUCUGUAAUUAUUUACUGAUCUAGAUCUGCGAGGUAUGAGACCCAUAAUAAGCAAGCUUCUGUAACCCAUAAUGAAACGCAUAAUAAGGAACCAGAUCCUAAAGAGAGCCAUACAGUGAGGAAACGGCGACUCCUACUGGUCGGUUGAGGCACAGACAGGAAAAGAAUAAGAAAUAAAGAAAGCAUAGCGUGUUCUUCCAUACGUGUUAAAGCUUUUUAAAGGAAUCUGCUGCUGUCUGUUGGGAGACAAAGAAGAAAUAAAAAAUAAUACAUAA